AUGCAGAAGACUUUCCCUCCAAAAUUUAAAGGUCUGGGGAGUUUCACCAUUCCUUGCUCCAUUGGGAAUCAUGAUGUAGGGAAAACUCUUGUUAAUUUGGGGGAAAGCAUCAACCUGAUGCCCCUAUCUAUGCUUAAAAAAUUGGGUGAUCUUGAAAUUAAGCCAACAAGAAUGACGUUUCAGUUGGAAUAUAGGUCCAUCAAAUACCCGUAUGAUGUGGCAGAAGAUGUGGUGGUGAAAAUUGAUAAGCUCAAAUUCCCAAUGGACUUCGUGGUGAUGGAGAUGGAGGAAAAUACGAAGAUACCUCUCAUUCUUGGACAACCAUUCAUGAGGACAACCAAGGUUGUCAUUCAUGUGGAUGAUGAAGCUCUAACAUUGAAAGACCAAGAUGAAGAGGUGACUUUUAAUGUCUUCGAUGAUGUGCAGCUAAUACAAGCAAAACAAACUAGUUGUAAAGCUAAAGAUGAAGUUCUAUCAGUGAUUGGUUUACCUGGUAAAGCUACCAAGACGGUCAAUAGGAAUCAUAGUUGUUUCUCUUUAAAGUGA
Messenger RNA from Vigna radiata var. radiata (mung bean), 546 nucleotides. RefSeq lists its product as uncharacterized. Bases 1 to 546 code for a protein of 181 amino acids. The record is from RefSeq and is a predicted model, not a curated record. Lineage: Eukaryota; Viridiplantae; Streptophyta; Magnoliopsida; Fabales; Fabaceae. The transcript has a single exon.